AUGAUUAUUCCAAUUAGAUGCUUUACUUGCGGGAAGGAGAUCUCUAGCAAGUGGGAGCCGUAUCAGGAGCUUUUGAAGAUAGACAAGGGGAAGGCAGAGGCGCUGGAUGAGCUGGGAAUGAGGAGAAUAUGCUGCAGAAGAAUGUUUCUGGGGCAUGUGGACAUUGUAGACAAACUCUUGAAAUUCGAUAUCGUCAAGGACUUUACGCAGAGAAGCUGA
This is a messenger RNA of Encephalitozoon cuniculi GB-M1, 219 nucleotides long. RefSeq names its product DNA-directed RNA polymerase core subunit RPB10. Lineage: Eukaryota; Fungi; Microsporidia; Unikaryonidae. Bases 1 to 219 code for a protein of 72 amino acids. Gene Ontology annotation, biological process: transcription by RNA polymerase I; transcription by RNA polymerase II; tRNA transcription by RNA polymerase III. Gene Ontology annotation, cellular component: RNA polymerase II, core complex; RNA polymerase III complex; RNA polymerase I complex. The transcript has a single exon. Gene Ontology annotation, molecular function: zinc ion binding; DNA-directed RNA polymerase activity; DNA binding. The record is from RefSeq and is marked provisional.